AUGGCUUCAGCUAAGAACUUCACACACUACUAUCAAGAGGAUUUAUGCAGGGCGGAAUGGAAGAACGAGGUCAGGGCCAUCCAAGUUUUGAACCCGGGUUUUCGGAGCAAGAGAAAUGGCAUCAUGUUGAGGCAAAGGUUUUCAGUGAAAGCAAAUGGUUAUAGUUUUCAGAGUGUGGACAUGAUGAUCAAUGGCAAAAAAGUGAAUGGGAUUGAUGUGGGUGGUGGUGUUCCAUAUUUGGACACAAGAAGCAGUGGCAACAUGGUAAAGGUAAACAAGGUUAUUGAAGAGCCUGUUCAUGCCUUUCUCCUUGGUAGCUUUGUGGACGACCGGUUUGUCUAUAGACAGACCUUCUGUAUUAGGUCUUACGAAAUCGGACCGGAUAAGACUGCCACCAUGGAAACACUUAUGAAUCUCCUUCAGGAAACAGCCCUGAAUCAUGUUACCAGCUCUGGAGUUGCCGGGAAUGGCUUCGGAACAACCAGGGAGAUGAGCCUCAGGAAACUCAUUUGGGUCGUCACUCGCAUACACAUCCAAGUAGAAAAAUAUAGCUCCUGGGGAGAUGUGGUUGAGAUUGAUACUUGGGUGGAUGCAGCAGGAAAAAAUGGAAUGCGUCGAGACUGGAUAAUCCGGGACACCAACACUCAAAAGAUCAUAACAAAGGCAACAAGUACCUGGGUGAUCAUGAACAGAGAAACAAGAAGGUUGUCUAAGAUCCCGGAUGAAGUGAAGAAAGAGGUCCAACCCUUCUACCUCAACAGAGUUGCCAUCGCGACAGCAGAUGCAGACAACGAAAAAAUUGAGAAACUCAAUGAUGAAACCGCGGAGAGAAUCAGAUCAGGUCUAGCUCCAAGAUGGAGUGACAUGGAUGCAAAUCAGCAUGUAAAUAAUGUGAAGUAUAUUGGAUGGAUUUUAGAGAGUGUGCCAAUAAAUGUGUUAGAACACUACAAUCUUACAAGCAUGACAUUGGAGUACAGGCGUGAAUGUAGACAAUCAAAUAUGCUAGAGUCCUUGACUAGUAUGAAAAAGGGAGUUGCUUCCAAUGAUGUUUCAAAUUAUAGCAGAGCAGAAUUGGGAAGCACACACUUGCUUCGAAUGCAAAGUGAUAAAGCAGAGAUAAUCCGAGCAAGAUCAAUAUGGCAACCCAAACAAAAACACAUUAUGUGAUCUUACCACAUAUGGUCCCUACCAACAAUGUUGUUCAUUUUUAUUUUUGAUUUCUUGUUUAACUUUGGUCUUCAUAUUGGUUUGCAUGUGCUAUAUUUCUGUUUAGAAUUGGAAC
This is a messenger RNA of Cornus florida, 1282 nucleotides long. Its product is annotated as palmitoyl-acyl carrier protein thioesterase, chloroplastic-like. The coding region runs from base 1 to 1167 and encodes 388 amino acids. Gene Ontology annotation, molecular function: acyl carrier activity; fatty acyl-[ACP] hydrolase activity. The record is from RefSeq and is a predicted model, not a curated record. Lineage: Eukaryota; Viridiplantae; Streptophyta; Magnoliopsida; Cornales; Cornaceae. Gene Ontology annotation, biological process: fatty acid biosynthetic process. The transcript is spliced from 6 exons.